This is a messenger RNA of Dama dama (fallow deer), 3285 nucleotides long. It is a transcript of the gene PPP1R3A, whose product is annotated as protein phosphatase 1 regulatory subunit 3A. Gene Ontology annotation, molecular function: protein phosphatase 1 binding; glycogen binding. The record is from RefSeq and is a predicted model, not a curated record. The coding region runs from base 1 to 3285 and encodes 1094 amino acids. NCBI's taxonomy places the organism in Eukaryota, Metazoa, Chordata, Mammalia, Artiodactyla, Cervidae. Gene Ontology annotation, cellular component: protein phosphatase type 1 complex. The transcript has 4 exons. Gene Ontology annotation, biological process: regulation of glycogen biosynthetic process.
AUGGAGCCUUCUGAAGAACCUAGUCAGAUUAGCAAAGAUAACUUUUUAGAAGUUCCUAGUUUAUCUGAUUCUCUUUCUGAAGAUGAAGAAGUUAAAGCUACCUUCAGACCUGGCUUCUCCCCACAACCUAGCAGACGAGGUUCUGAUUCAUCUGAAGACAUUUACCUGGACUCUCCACCAUCAGGUGCAAGAAGAGUUUCAUUUGCUGACACCUUUGGAUUCAAUCUUGUGUCUGUUAAAGAGUUUGAUUCCUGGGAAUUACCGAGUGGUUCAAUUGAUUUUGACUUAAGGAAGGACGUUUUCCACACAGAAGAAUAUGUUUUAUCUCCACAAUUUGUCUUGCCUUCUUCAAAAGAAGAGCUUAUGCAACAACUUCAAGUACAGAAAGCGAUACUGGAAUCAACCGAGUAUCCUCCUGGAUCUACAAGUAUGAAGGGCAUUAUUCGAGUUUUGAAUAUUUCUUUUGAGAAGUUAGUAUAUGUGAGAAUGUCCUUAGAUGACUGGCAGACAUAUUAUGAUAUAUUAGCAGAAUAUAUUCCAAAUUCAUGUGAUGGUGAAACUGACCAGUUCUCCUUUAAGAUAUCAUUGGUUCCUCCUUAUCAAAAAGAUGGCAGUAAAGUUGAGUUUUGUAUACGUUAUGAAACUUCUGUUGGUACAUUUUGGUCAAAUAAUAAUGGCACAAAUUAUGUAUUGGUUUGUCAAAAGAAAGAACAAGAGCCGGAGCCUGAAAAACUACAGGAAGACGUUCCUAAUAGACAAAUAAAAGGCUGCUUAAAGGUAAAAUCAAGUAAAGAAGAAUCAUCGGUAACAUCAGAUGAGAAUAACUUUGAGAAUUCAAAGGUUACAGAUACCUAUAUCCCAACAAUUGUUUGUUCUCAUGAGGACAAGGAAGACUUGGAAACCAGUAAUCAAAAUGUAAAAGAUGUAAACAGGGAACAGGAUGAACGUAAUGAAAAAGAAUUAGAGCCGAUGAUAAACCAACACUUGCUAAGAAGUACUGCUUCUGGAGAUGAAAAGAAUACAGUCAAUUUUCCAAAUAAAGCUGAGAGGUUAGAGAAGAAGCAAAUCCAUGGUGAUGUAUACACUGAGUUGUUUAAAAGGCCUUUGUCUUCAAGUUCAUCAGCAGAAAGAUCCUUAAAGGGAGAUUUUUACCACAAGGAAAAAUAUUUCUCAGGAAAUGAGCAUACUUAUCAACCUUCAGAGGAAUUUACUUCAGAUACAGGAGAAAUCAAGCCAUCACUGGGAAAUACUAGUAGUGAUGAAGUAGUACAAUUACAUGUUAGCAGCAAAGAAGUACUGGACAAUAAUGCUAAUCCAGCCAAAGGGAGAGGCAGAGUGCAAAUGUCUUGUCCCUCUGCAGACCAACUAAUGGCAGACAACCUUAACAAAAAACUUGAAGGAGAAGCUAAAGAAAUUGAAGUAAAAGAUUGGGAAUGUUUAAGAGAUGACUUUCGCUUGGAUUUCCACUCAGGAAAAUUGAUAGAAAAAGGAUCUUCCAAGAAAGAUUAUGGCAAUAGAAAGAAUGAGGAGGAGGAGCAAAGAAUAUAUUUAGGUGUUAAUGAAAAACAAAGCAAAAGUUUUCAAUCAGUCUUACAUGACCAAGAAAGAAAGAUGAGCCACUCUGAAAUAAGUGUGGAAGGGAUGGGAGCCAGUAACAGAGACCUAACUGCUCUGCCGAGUAAAGACACCACAAUUCACGACCAGUCAAUCAGAGCAGAUACGUUUCAUUCACCAAGGACAAAUCUAAGCCUGGAGGAAACUGUGUCAGCGACCUCAGACUGUGAUCUCUCGGCUAGCAAAGGCACUAGUCUAGGAGGGAUGCCUGGUCAAGCUGGUUCACCAAGAAAUGGAAAUGUUUUGAGGAAUAAGUACCUUUUCCAAGCUGAAGAAGAAAAAUCAGUUUGGAUUAAUCCUGAAGAUCAGAAUAAGAACACACAGCAUAAACAAAGUUGGAAUGUUCUGGAAAGUCAGGAAAGAGCAAGAGGGAGUAAGACAACUAUAACAGAGCAGUCCAAAGAACAAGCAGAUUAUGAAGACAUGUGGGGAAAAAGAGAUGAUACAAGGAGCUUGAAAGUUAAUCCUACACAAGAAUUGUUUACCUGCCAAGAAACAGCAAGCUGUGAACUGUCUUCUCUAGCUGAUCAUGGUAUUACUGAGAAAGCAGAAGCAGGUACAGCUUAUAUGAUUAAGACAACAUCAGAAAGUACUCUAGAAUGCAUGUCUGCUAGAGAAAAAGCAAUAAUUGCUACGCUACCUCAAGAGACAGCACGAAGUGACAGGCCCAUCGAGGUAAAGGAAACAGCGUUUGAUCCACAUGAAGGGAGAAAUGAUGAUUCACAUGAUACCCUUUGUCAACGAGAUACAGUAGGUGUAAUCUAUGACAAUGAUUUUGAAAAGGAGUCAUGUUCAGGUAUUUGUAAUGUACAUGUAGAUGAAAAGGAGAAGGAAGAAACCAUAGCUAUAUACAAUCCUGGGAAGACACAUGACAAGAAGAAAUGUGUCAUUGGGAAUACAACAUCUGUAGAAGAAUCCUCACAGGUCAUUACAGACAAUCAAAAAGCAGCCUCAAAACUAGAUAUACAUUUGGGAAUGUUACCAACAGACAAAAAAAUACUUCCAGAAAAUAGAGAUCAUGAGCAGGUCCAAGAAUUAUCAAAGAGAACAAAUAUAGACGUCAUUAUUCAUUCUUCUUUAAACUCAGACACUAAUAGAACUUCUCAGAAUGGCUCUCAGGUUUCCAAUCACCAUGCUAAAAGUUCGGUGUCAUCUCACGAACAGGCCACUACUAUAGAGCAUGCAACUACUACCAUGACGCUCCAAUCUACUUCUAAGUCAGAAUAUAAUUGUAAUCCAACAAGUGAAAUCCAGGGUACUGAAAAGCACUCUCAUCCUGUAUCUCCACUGGAAGAAGUUUCUAAAAGUUCAGGAAUAGUGACAUCAGGUAGUACAAAGGAAAGAUGUAUAGGCCAGAUUGUCAAACAAGGAGAAUGCAGUGUGGAGAAACCUCUAGGGCCAACGAUUUUAAUCAGUGAAGCUUCUGAGAACAUAGAAGGGGUAAGGCAUGAAAAUGAAGGAUUAAUAAACUCUGGACAAUCACUGUACUCUUCAGGCGACAAGGAAUCUGACAGCCCUGCUUCUGAUAGUCUCCCUGCCCAGGAAAGUCAAUCUCAAAGUGAAUCUCUGCUUUCAAAAUACAUCAACUCUAAAGUACCUUACUUCCUUUUGUUUCUGAUAUUUCUUGUAACCAUCUAUCAGUAUGACUUAAUGAUUGGCUUGGCAUUCUAA